AGAUAAAUAAAAAAUGAGUGAAUCGUUAUUGCCAGAUAAUAUGAUGGAUGCUAUGAAUGCUACAGUGAUGUUUCCAGCGGGCACUGUCGAAACGCGACCCACUCAGCUUUGGGAAGUGAUCGUUGUGAUAUCCUGCCCGGUGUUAUUUGUUCUAUUCUUAUGUUGCUGCAUUGUCUGCAUGAUCAUCAAAAAUUACGAUCGUCAGCCAGCCGUGGAACCGUUACGACGACGAAAUCUUGGACGUAUUAUGCGACAAUUGCCACCACCACCAAAAUAUGACGUCGCAAUCGCCUCCAGUCAAUCGCCGCCUCCACUCUAUUCUGAUCUGGAAAAAGGUGUGAUCUUCGACCCACUUCGAUCGCUGUCCAGUACUGCACCUUCGUCACCAACAAGUCCAGAAGCUCCUCCAAUGGCCAUUCAGUACCUCUACCCACCUCGGUAUGAACCACCAACAGUGCACCACCACUCGACUUGUCGAGAUGCCGAAGACCGAAGCCGAUCUUCAACUCCCAGUGAAGCUCGCGGUCGUGCCAUCACCCAUAGGCCAUCCGUUACCGUAAUUGUCAUGGGUGGCGCUGCAUUAUGACAAUUUUCUCUUUCAUAAUGCUGUAUGAGCGUUUGCUACUUAAGACGAGGCUAAUUCUGCUCAAGACCCGCAUUCUGAAGCGGUUUAUUUAACGUGUACAUAUAACUGCUCAACCAAGCCAUAUGAAGCAGUAGGUUUAUUCCUGGGAGAUAUAAAAGUCAGCACACAAGGCAGAAUUACUGUAACCCUGGCUGACCAGAAGCUCGCAAAAGUAACUCAGGUGCUUCCAAUUUAGUCUCAGAAUUUUUUGUGUGCCUGUACUAAUUCUAGAUAUAAACUUUUUGAAAAAUGUUUGCUGUAUAGUCUUGAAAAAUCACAUUCCGUAAAAGUGCUCAAAACAAUAGCGCAAUUUAGAAUGCUCUUAUUUUGUCACUUGCAAACUAUUUUUCUCGUUAACAUUUUCACUAUCCGCACUCUGAUCGUCUGAGGCUUCCAGCGAGAACUGGUCCUCAGAUGACUUACGCUUGUGAAACAUUGUUUUGAAUUUGCACUAGUAUCCAAGUCUUUCAUCUUAUCGCAAAAUGCUUCAUGGCUUCAUCUUUCCAUUGAUUCAUUGCUGUAUUUGUUUACCAGUUCUCACUACUGGA
Cylicocyclus nassatus is the source of this 1173-nucleotide messenger RNA. NCBI's taxonomy places the organism in Eukaryota, Metazoa, Nematoda, Chromadorea, Rhabditida, Strongylidae. The record is from the annotation of a GenBank genome assembly.